AUGUCGACCCCCGGACACCUGAACUCAAGCAUGGGUCUUCGAGCCCUCAGCCUGUACCUGCUGGCCACCGCGGGGCUGGUCGCGGGCUACAUCCCACUCCAGCAGGACGGCAUAGCGUCCGCCAACCCCACCCGGGAGGCCUACCUCGCCGACCUGGCGGCCAUCCGCGCCUCCACGAGCCCCCCCUCCCCACCCCGUGCCCCUUCCUCUUCCAUCAACGACACCGACACGGGGCCAGUGCUGAGUUACACUAUGAACCAGAUCUCGCGCAUCGUGGCGGUGGACAUCCUGCAGGCCACCAUGAGCGACACGCUGCGAGCCCUGGAAAGCAUGCCCAAGGCCACCGCAGGGGUGACCGCUGCAUCCAUGGAGGACGCCGCUCCCAGCCAGUCCAUCUCGGGCGAGGGUCUCAGCAUGCCAGACGAGACACUGGCCCCCAGCAGCGCUGCGGCCUCCCCUCCCCAGCCCCGAUCCCCGCCCCCGCCCGAGUAUGUGGCGGCCUCCCCGCCGCCCCCACCCACCACCUAUACGCCCCUGGGCCGGGCCACGCUGAGUCAGCUGCCCGCUGGCCUGGUGCCACGUGUGAAGACCCUGGCCGGGGUGGGCAAGGGCUGCCCCGGCACGCGCAGCGCGCGCAUCUACGGCGCCAGGGGGGACGGCACGACCGACGACUCGGCCGCCCUGCUCGCCACCGCCGCUGCCCAGUCCUACGUCUACCUCCCCGUGGGCACCUACCUCGUCGCCAAGAGCAUCACCCUCACCAAGCCCAUCCUAGCAGGCUCUGGGACUUCCAUCAAAGUGGGACCGGGCGUCACGCUGACCCUGACCGCACAAGUCUACCGGGCCCCAAUCGUGGGUGAUCCUUUCUUCACAGGCGCAGGCGCCGUGAAGUUUGCAGCAAAGCGGCAGAUCUACCCCGACUGGUUCAUCCAGGGCGGAGAGUCCGACUGGGUGGGCCUGCAGCGUGCCGGCGACUCCUGCACCACCACCUGCACCCUCCUCCUGCACAGGAUCUUCUACCUCUCUCGGCAAUGGUAUGUCAACUACCAGAAUGAGGUGUUUGGCACCCGGCUGAGCAUGAUCAUCGCCCUGAACAACUAUGGCAGGGGCGUCAUGUUCAGACCGGGCGAGUACACCAGGCCCUUUGUGGUGCCCUCCGUCCGCCACUUCACCGGCUUCUGCGUGAAGGUCCAGGGAGGCGUGAGAGGCCUGAACCUGCAGAUCUCGACGGUGUCCUACUGCCAGGAGGGCAUCUCCUUUGACACCACCACCACCACCCCGAAGACGAUCAGCAACGUGGUGGUCGGCCACGUCGCCGCGGCGCAGUCCAACCAGCAUUCGGUGACCUUCCGCGCCGCCAGCUCCAGCGACACCUUUUCCAAUGUCAAUGUCAACAUCAACUUUGUGCUGACCAGCGGCCUGACCUACCCCUCGCUCACCGCCUCCGGCCUCGGUUUCUUUGGGGUUCCCGGCACGCUGUCCAGCACCACCGUCACCUUCCAGGCCUACGACCCUGCCCAGUUCCUGACUGUCACCCAGGCCUCCACCGUGAACAACUACGCCAGCGCUGCGGUCCAGGGUGUCCGCUUCUCCGUGGACACAUGGCUGGGCGGGCUGGUCACGCCGGGGAACAUGAUUACCGGCGCCUACAAGGGCCUGAACGCCAUGCUGAACGUGGCGGGCGGGAUGGCGCCCGAGGUGUUCUUCAGCAUGACGGGCGACGCAGCCACGUCCAUCUCCAUCGGCACGGUAGGCUCCGCCGGGGUCGUGAGCAACUUUCUGACCUCCCCCACCAGCCUUUCCACCUUCAACAACGGGGAGGCCCUCAUCCAGAACCUAGACUGGCUCCGUUUCCCCAUCACGUCAUCCUGGGCGCCCGGCGCCAUCAGGACGGUAUACUACUACUCCGAGUUUGCGGGGACGGGGAUCACCGGUGCCAAGCUGUCCUGCGAGUACGGCCGCUGGUACAACCCGGGCAUCGUCUGCGUCGGCUUCUCCGUCAAGAGCAACCCCAAGAUGAUGGUGGCGGUGCAGCUGCGCAACGCCGGCGCCACCACCAUCCCAGGGACCGCCGGCAUCGUCUUCUUCGUCGGCGUGCAGACUGGCCCCUGA
Messenger RNA from Auxenochlorella protothecoides, 2112 nucleotides. RefSeq lists its product as hypothetical. The record is from RefSeq and is a predicted model, not a curated record. The coding region runs from base 1 to 2112 and encodes 703 amino acids. The transcript has 11 exons. NCBI's taxonomy places the organism in Eukaryota, Viridiplantae, Chlorophyta, Trebouxiophyceae, Chlorellales, Chlorellaceae.